CCAUAAGUCAUUUAGAUUACUAUUUGUCUUUGCCCUCAAAUACAGAAAGACAAGGGUGAUUGCAAAAAAUAUGCAACAAGUGAUCCUUUGUUGUUCACCAAAACACCUAGCAACACCAAGCCUUUUUCAACACAAACAGUGUUGUACUGCAGACCAAAGAGCAUUUUCUCCUCAGCUGAAAAGUUAAGAUGAAGUGUGCUGCGGUAAUAGCUGUAGUUCUAGCUAUGGCAUGUGUAGGUCUAGCAGUCAACUGUUACAUUUGCUCUGCCGUUGGUUGUGGAGAAGAAAUAGAUCUCACUUCAAGUUUAGUCACCAUAAGAUACUGCACCCAUGGUUGUUUUAAAACUAAAGUUAUUGCUGGGAGUGGAUCUUUAAGUAUGACAUCCUAUGUUCGAGGUUGUAACCAAUCUCCUAAAAGUGCCGGCUGCAGCAAGAACUACAAUGCAAGUGCUGGGAUAGCCACUGUCAGUGGCACCACUUGUUUCUGCACCACAGACCUCUGCAAUGCAGGUUCAUCUGUGACUGCCACACCAUCUAUGAUCUACGUGUACAUAUUGUGUACAGCAAAAUUUGUCUUUUUAGCUUUAAACUGACUAUGGGCUUUGAUGGCAUGAGCUGUAAAUAGUGUGCAAGGCUAAUUAUUUUAAAGCUAAUUUUAAAAACUUAUGGUUGCCCACAAGAUAGAAAAUGCACAGC
Molecule: messenger RNA, 696 nt
Organism: Lingula anatina
Lineage: Eukaryota; Metazoa; Brachiopoda; Lingulata; Lingulida; Lingulidae
Biological process (GO): sleep; positive regulation of voltage-gated potassium channel activity; regulation of synaptic transmission, cholinergic
Source: RefSeq, a predicted model, not a curated record